AUGACCAAACUUCCUCGUCUUACAACUGUGUUUUUCAUCCUCCUGAAUGGCACACAGUUCAUCACUGGGCCAUGUUCAAAUGAAACCGACUGCGCCUCGGCAUGCUGUGGUUUUCGAUGCGGCAAAUGUUCUGGCCCAAUUGUUGCCCAAGAACGAGAUGGCGGGUGCGGCUUUGGAGAUGCAACACCAAAUGAUCGAGCUGCCCAACUACUUCGAGGCGGAAGCCCGCAAGGAGGAGCGGUUCCUGCGUCAACCAUGAUUACCCAACUGGCUCCAAAUGGAACUGAUGAUGUCGCUGCCGCCGCAACUCCAGCCGUUGUCACAACCCCAGCCUUUGUCGCAACUCCAGCCGUUGUCGCAACUCCAGCCGUUCUCGAAACCCCAGCCGUUGUCGAAACCCCAGCCGCCGGUGUAGAGAACGGACCGGGGAAGCAAUUCAUCACCGGACCUUGCACAAGCGACGCAGAUUGUGCUUCCAGAUGCUGCGGAUUCGACACUGGCAAAUGUGCACGGCCUAUCGUUGCCCAAGAGAGAGAUGGGGGGUUGUGGCUUUCGCAAUGCAACCCCAAAUGA
Molecule: messenger RNA, 573 nt
Organism: Eremomyces bilateralis CBS 781.70
Lineage: Eukaryota; Fungi; Ascomycota; Dothideomycetes; Eremomycetales; Eremomycetaceae
Exons: 2
Coding region: 1-573 (190 amino acids)
Source: RefSeq, a predicted model, not a curated record